GUCACUUCAUGGGCAACAACACAGUGAUUGAUGUUUUGAGGAGAGAAGGAUACGAGGUAGAACACACUCCAGCUGGACAAGCCAUCAACAACAGAAAACCCCCCCAAACCUUGUUAGCUUUUUCAUCGUCAUCACCGGCACACAGCCCUUAUAUUGCAUCCCAGGAGCUCCCACUGCCGUUACAUCCCCAGAAGGAGGACGAGGAAGAGCUCCUGACUCAGCUGCUGCUCCCUGACAGCAUCGAUGUGCUGGAGAAGGCCGACAGGAAGUACAAAAAGAAGAAGAAGAAGCAGCAGAAGAAGCAAAGACUGCGACAGUUUAAUGACCUCUGGGUUCGCCUAGAAGAAAGUGCUACUGACCCUCCUCCUCGGAUCCGCAUCAUUAACGGCUACAUCACGGUCGAACCCCAGCCCCGGGGCCACGGACGCUCUAGUCACGCUCACGCAGACACCAGCAGCGCUCACCAGCUUUCCCAUUCUCUCUUCCUCCUGCUACUGACUUUGACUUUGCAUAUGAUAAAGCUGUAUUGA
Molecule: messenger RNA, 530 nt
Organism: Cariama cristata (Red-legged seriema)
Lineage: Eukaryota; Metazoa; Chordata; Aves; Cariamiformes; Cariamidae
Product: metalloprotease TIKI1-like
Exons: 3
Biological process (GO): negative regulation of Wnt signaling pathway
Cellular component (GO): membrane
Molecular function (GO): metalloendopeptidase activity
Source: RefSeq, a predicted model, not a curated record